CUUGCUGAAACCGAUUUCCGUGGCUGAGGGCGUCCUCUGUUUGUAAACAUACCAAGCAAACCUUUAAAAAUCAUCAAUCAUCAAAAUCUUUUGCCUCUUUUCAUUGGCUGCAUGAUGAUUGUUGAACUCUUCCCAUGUGUGGAUAUCGUGAGGCUGAUGUUUGAGAGUCUAAAUGCUGAAUUUAUAGAAUGAAGGGCCUUGACAAAAAUGCGAUUCGAAAGAAGGUUCAACAAUUUUCAUUUGGAGUUCUGUCCAGUGAUGAGAUUCGGAAGGCUAGUGUUGUCCAAAUCACCACUUCAAUGUCUUUCAACAAACUGGGCGAACCAUUGCCAGGGGGCCUCUACGACACCCUAAUGGGUCCCUCACAUGAUAGGAUGUCAUUGUGUGGAACAUGUGGACUGAAUCAAUUCCGUUGCAAUGGCCACAUGGGGCAUAUUGAAUUGCCAGUGCCUCUUGUUCACCCUUUUUUCAGAAGGCAGUUGAGUAAUGUACUCAACAUUUCAUGCGUCAACUGCCACAGAAGUCGAAUUCCAGACCUUGUGAAAAUACUCUUCAUUGCACGUAUCAAACUUCUGGACAUGGGCCUGAGCACUGCUGCUCUCGCAGCGGAAACAGAACUUGGCAAUCGUCCUGAAGGAAUAUCUGACAGUGAUCUUGCACUUUGGGCCAAAGAUCACUUUGAGAGUAUUGUGCAAAGGAUGGCUAUUGAGGGAAAGCCUGAUAAACCAUCUCCGACUCAGACAUAUGAAUCCCUUAGGCGCAUGUUUGUUGAUUCUUGCACCCGCGCAGUCCUCAGCGGUAAGAGUUGUAGCAAAUGCAAGCAAUCCCUCAAGAAGUACACUCUAAAGAAAUGCAAGUUCACACUGCCUAAGAGCAAGGUUGAGGUUGCUGACAAAUUUGCAGAACUUCAAAAGCCUAAGCUAGCGCCUAAGUCGCCAAAAUCUAAAGCCACAUACACCAGUAGGGGUCGUGAUCCAGAGAAAGAUGAGACCGUUACAAUCAGGGCCGAUGAGCUGCGCGAUCACAUGAGGUUGAUCUGGGAAAAUGAACGGGAGUUCCUGGAAACGAUGUAUCCAGCUCUGAAGAGGCCAGACAUGGCAUAUCCUACAGAUUUGUUUUUUCUGGAAGCCAUCCCUGUCAUUCCCCCAAACUGCAGACCGAUCAACAAAUCAGCUAGAGGAGUGGUGGAGCAUCCUCAAUCAUAUACUUUGAAGGUGGUGAUGCAGAAUGUAAUCGUGAUUCAAAACCUGAAAAAAUAUAUGAGUGAGGGCGAAAAUAGCACCUUGUCAGAAGAAGCAAAGGCAUUGAUAAAAAAGCUGAGAGGUGAGUCGCCAUUAGAGAAACUAGGAUUUGUUUUGGAUGAGCUCCAGGCUGAUGUUGAUCACAUUCUUGAUAAGGACAUCAACAAGCAAACUGAUGGGGAAAAGUGUUUUGGAGUGAAGCAGGUCAUUGAGAAAAAGGAAGGCUUGUUCCGAAUGCACAUGAUGGGGAAGAGAGUCAACUUUGCUGCCAGAACUGUCAUCACUCCUGACCCUAAUCUAAGCGUUGACGAAAUCGGCAUCCCAGAGGCUUUUGCCUUGAAACUCACUUUUCCCACGCCUGUUACUCCAUGGAAUGUAGAUGAGCUGAGGAAACUAGUUCUCAAUGGCCCAUUUGUACAUCCAGGAGCUGUGCUGAUUGAAAGUGAAAACGGGUCCAUCACCAACUUGAGGGAUCCGUCAAUAAGAGAAGCUUGGUCCAAAAAGCUGCUUGCACCAUCAGAGAGUGGUUAUACUGGUCCCAAAGUAGUCCAUCGCCAUCUUCAGAAUGGAGACGUGAUGCUUCUCAACCGACAGCCAACUCUGCAUAGACCGUCUAUUAUGGCGCAUAGAGCGAGAAUCUUAAAGCGAGAGAAGACCAUCCGCCUCCACUAUGCUAAUUGCAGUUCCUACAAUGCUGAUUUUGAUGGGGAUGAGAUGAACGCUCAUUUUCCGCAGAAUCACGUCGCCAGAAGCGAGGCACUGAAUUUGGUUAGCGUGUGCCAUAAUUACUUGGUGCCAAAGAAUGGGACACCAUUGAGCGGCUUGAUCCAAGAUCACGUCAUUUCUGGGGUAAGGAUUUCAAUCCGGGGGCGGUUCUUUACAAGAGAGGAAUACCACAACUUUGUCUUCCAAGGACUUGUGAAUGUUCCUGGCAAAAUCAAGCUCCUCCCACCAGCAAUGAUAAAGCCUGAGGUCUUAUGGACUGGCAAGCAAAUUAUUUCCACCAUUCUUCUCAAUGUCUUCCCUAAAGACAAGCCACCCCUUAGUCUGGAAUCCACAGCCAAAAUUGGUGCAAAAGCGUGGGAGAAACUUCCUCCCCGAGAGUGGAUUUGCGGUGGAACUCCAUUCACAAACCCAAAUGAUAUGUCCGAAGCUCAGGUCAUCAUCCGGCAUGGGGAGCUCUUGAGCGGUGUUCUGGACAAGAAGCACUAUGGAGCUACUCCGUUUGGCCUUGUUCAUUGUGUUUAUGAGCUGUAUGGUGGAAAAUACUCAACACUCCUCCUGAGUUCACUGUCAAAGUUGUUCACUAACUACCUGCAGGUGGAUGGCUUUACUUUAGGAGUUGAAGACAUCUUGGUUCAGAGGAAAGCGGACAAAAAAAGAGUCCGCUCGAUUUCAGAGUCGAGAAUGAUUGGAGAUCAGGUUGUGGCUGAGGCCUUUGAGUUAGCACCAAACACCUCCAGAGAGCAGCUUCAACGUGAAAUGAAAACACUUUUCAGUAAUGAUGAGAGCAAGUACAGGACUGUUUUAGACAGGAAGUACAAACAGCUGCUCGACAAGUACACCAACGAGAUCAACAAAGUAUGCCUUCCAACCGGGCUGAUUUGCAAGUUUCCCAGCAACAAUCUCCAGCUGAUGGUUCAGUCCGGCGCAAAGGGAUCAACUGUCAACACGAUGCAAAUUUCUUGUCUACUUGGACAAAUUGAAUUGGAAGGCAAGAGACCUCCUCUGAUGAUCUCUGGCAAGUCUCUGCCCUCAUUCCUUCCAUUUGACACUUCCCCCAGAGCGGGAGGAUUCAUUGAUGGUCGCUUCAUGACUGGAAUCCAACCCCAAGAGUUUUUCUUCCAUUGUAUGGCUGGUCGAGAGGGUUUGAUUGAUACAGCAGUCAAAACAAGUCGUAGUGGCUACCUCCAAAGGUGUCUGAUCAAGCAUCUUGAAGGUCUUAGCGUUGGCUAUGAUCAGACAGUGCGAGACAGUGAUGGAAGCGUGAUUCAGUUCUACUAUGGAGAAGAUGGGAUGGACGUGAGCAAGGCCCAAUUCAUGGAUCCCGAUCAAAUGCACGUUCUUUUGGACAAUGCGAACAUAGUUCUGGAAAGCGAAGUUGUUGAUAAAUUGAAACACGCAGACGGUUUUGAGCGAGUUUGUGACGCCAAGAAUGUGCUGAAAAAAUGGAAAAACAAGCACCCAGACUACACAAAGCCAUCACCAUUCCUAAAAUUCUCACAGCAAAUUACUUACAAUGAAGAGGAAGUUAAAUUGGUUGAAAGUCAUGGCAGAACAAACGCUGCCCUUGCUGCUGUGGAGGCUUGGAGAAAUUUAGACGAGAAGAAGAAGCGGAAGUUCCAAAAGCACAAUAGGAACUGUCCAGAUCCCAUUUCUUCAAAGUUUAGCCUCAAUCGAGACUUUGGCGCCAUCACUGAAAAGCUGGAAAGCAGUGUUCAAAGCCACAUUUACAAAAAGCAGUUGGAGGAGGAUCAAGUAGCAAUGCUUAUGACCUUGAUUGCUCAAAAAAGUAUGACUUCUCAGGCUGCUCCUGGAGAGCCUGUUGGCAUUUUAGCAGCGCAGUCAAUUGGUGAACCUUCAACGCAGAUGACACUGAACACUUUCCAUUUUGCUGGUCGAGGUGACAUGAAUGUGACCCUUGGUAUUCCCAGACUUCGAGAGCUUCUCAUGAUGGCUUCUAAAAAGCAGAAGACUCCUGCCAUGGAUAUUCCUUUCUUGCCCCACAUCUCGGAAAGGAAAGCAGAGAAAUUCAAAAUUCGCUUCACCAAAGUGACACUGGCCGAUGUGCUGGAGAAAAUAGAAGUACAGGAGAAAAUUGACGCCAAGAAAGAUGAUAGGAAGAACUUGUACAAAAUCAUGUUCAAGUUUCUGCCAGGCUCAGCCUACAAAAACAAGUUCUGUGUCAAACCUACAGACGUGAUGCACUACAUGGAGGAAACGUUUUUCCAUUUUUUGGAGGAACGUAUGAGGAAGUUGAUUGGAUUCAAGAUUGAUAGUGUCAUCACCAAAAACGAGAGGGAAGCUAGGAAUAACGCUGAAGAUGAUGAAGAUGUAGAUGUUGGAGAAACAAAUGAACCUGGAGUUGGCAAACCUCGUAAUUUUGGGAAUACAGAUGAUCACAUCAGUUCUGAUGAGGAAGCUGAGGGAGAUGACGAUGAUGCAACUACAGCUCGAAUGAAAUCAAAACAUACUGAGGAAAGGGACUAUGAAGACCCUGAAGAGGAGGAGGAAGAAAUGGACAGUGACCAUGAAAAUGACGAAGAGAUGGUGGAAGUGCCUGCUAAUGGAGUACAAGAAUUGCCUCAAGAGAUGGUUACUGCAGACCAUGAUUCAAGCUCCUUAGCGAUAACUCUGGAGGAUGAUGAGACGCUGACUAGUGACCGUGCUUAUGCCGUCACUCAAAAGCGUGCAUUUGUUCUGCAGUACAGAUAUGACGCUGAGGAGGAGUUGUGGUGUGAAGUUGUCAUGGGGGUGUCACUUGCACACAAGAAAAUAGACAUGUCAACCCUUCUUAAGGAGUUGGCUCACAAAGCCAUCGUCGCGCAGGUUCCAUCCAUCAAUAAGGCGUUCAUUUACAGAAGUCCAAAGAAUGAGCUCAUGCUGAAGAUAGAUGGAAUGAACAUUCCUGAAAUGCUAAAAUACUACAAAAUCCUGGACAUCAACCGAAUGUAUGUCAAUGACAUUUACGCCUUCUCGCAAGUGUAUGGUAUUGAAGCUGCCAGCCGCAUUUUGGUGAAAGAGGUGCAGAAUGUGUUCGGGGUGUACGGCAUCACAGUGGACCCACGUCACUUGCUCCUCAUUGCUGACUACAUGACCUUUGAUGGCAGCUACAAAGCGCUCAACCGAGGGGGCAUUGCAGCCCACUCCUCGCCGCUGCAGCAGAUGACCUUUGAAUCAUCGCUCACUUUUAUGAGGAGCGCCGUUUUAGAGGCGAAAACAGACUGUGUCAGAACACCAUCAGCAUGCUUAGUAGCUGGACAAGCUAUCAAAGUUGGCACUGGAUCCUUUGAUUUGAAGAUGAAGCUAUCAUUAUGAAAUUUUUGACACCAUUCAUUACACCUGUUUCUCAUUUAUAAAUUGUUUGUAUUUGAA
Molecule: messenger RNA, 5336 nt
Organism: Cloeon dipterum
Lineage: Eukaryota; Metazoa; Arthropoda; Insecta; Ephemeroptera; Baetidae
Gene: RpI1
Product: RNA polymerase I subunit RpI1
Exons: 26
Coding region: 189-5279 (1696 amino acids)
Biological process (GO): DNA-templated transcription
Cellular component (GO): RNA polymerase I complex
Molecular function (GO): DNA binding
Source: RefSeq, a predicted model, not a curated record